Messenger RNA from Chelonoidis abingdonii (Abingdon island giant tortoise), 4465 nucleotides. It is a transcript of the gene PDE6B, whose product is annotated as phosphodiesterase 6B. The record is from RefSeq and is a predicted model, not a curated record. Lineage: Eukaryota; Metazoa; Chordata; Testudines; Testudinidae. Gene Ontology annotation, biological process: signal transduction. Gene Ontology annotation, molecular function: 3',5'-cyclic-nucleotide phosphodiesterase activity; protein binding.
AAAGUAUCCUCAACCCCUGGCUAUCCCAGGGGCAGCAUUGCAGAGCAUUAGAUCUCCUUUUUGGGGGAGCACACCAGAAGGAGGAAAAUUUUUCAAACAGACAGUAUUUGUGGGAUAACAUACCCCAAGAUCUGGGAAUCUAAAAGGUUCACCAUGAGUAUCAAGGAAGAUGAUGUGGAGAAGUUUCUCGAUGGUAACCCUGCUUUUGCCAAGCAAUACUUUGAUAAGAAACUGAGACCAGAGCCACUGAGCAACAAUCAGACAUCAGAGGAGAGCGAGAUACUUUUUGAAUUGAUCCAAGACAUGCAGGAAAGUAUUAACAUGGAGAAGGUUGUUUUCAAGACUCUAAGAAGAAUCAGCGGUCUCAUCCAUGCAGACCGCUGCAGCCUUUUUAUGUACAGGCAAAGGAAUGGCACACCAGAGCUAGCUACCAGGCUUUUCAAUAUCGAGAAAGACAGCACGCUGGACGAAUGCUUGGUGGCACCAGAUUGUGAAAUUGUCUAUCCUUUGGACAUGGGCAUCGUGGGGCAUGUUGCUCAAACCAAGAGAACUAUGAACAUCAGGGAUGUCAAUGAGUGCACUCAGUUCAGCAGAUUUGUUGACGAACUCACCCAAUACACUACAAGGAACAUCCUUGCAACUCCCAUCACGAAUGGCAAAGAUCUAGUUGCUGUGAUCAUGGCCAUUAAUAAGCUGAAUGGCCCGUUCUUCACCAGCUCCGAUGAAAGUCUUUUCCUGAAGUAUCUGAAUUUUGCAUCCUUAAACCUGAAAAUUUAUCAUUUGAGUUAUCUUCACAAUUGUGAGACUCGAAGAGGCCAGGUGCUGUUGUGGUCAGCUAAUAAGGUAUUUGAGGAGCUGACGGACAUCGAGAGGCAGUUUCACAAAGCUUUUUACACAGUGAGAGCAUAUUUGAACUGUGAUAGAUAUUCAGUGGGCCUUCUGGAUAGGACCAAACAGAAGGAAUUUUUUGACUUGUGGCCAGCUCUAAUGGGUGACGUUCCACCUUAUUCUGGGCCCCGGACUCCAGAUGGCAGAGAAAUAGUCUUUUACAAAGUUGUCGAUUAUAUCCUACACGGAAAGGAAGAUAUUAAAGUUAUCCCAAAUCCCACAGCAGAUCACUGGGCACUUGCUACUGGACUCCCAACCUAUGUAGCUGAAAGUGGUUUUAUCUGCAAUAUUAUGAAUGCUGCUGCAGAUGAGAUGUUUAAAUUUCAGGAAGGUCCUCUAGAUGACUCAGGAUGGACUAUCAAAAAUGUAUUGUCUAUGCCAAUAGUAAAUAAAAAAGAAGAAAUUGUUGGUGUUGCCACAUUUUACAACAGAAAAGACGGGAAGCCAUUCGAUGAACAGGAUGAGACUCUCAUGGAGUCUUUGACCCAGUUCCUGGGCUGGUCUGUCCUCAACACGGAUACUUACGAUAAGAUAAACAAGCUGGAGAAUCGUAAGGACAUUGCUCAGGACAUGGUGUUGUACCACGUGAAGUGUGAUAAGGAUGAAAUUCAGGAAAUCCUGCCAACACGAGAGAGGCUGGGGAAAGAACCAAUGGAAUGUGAAGAAGAUGAAUUGACAGUACUACUGAAAGAAGAACUGCCAGACCCCAUUCAGUCUGAGAUCUAUGAGUUCCACUUCUCCGAUUUCAAGUGCACUGAACUAGAGCUUGUGAAGUGUGGAAUUCAGAUGUACUACGAGCUUGGGGUGGUGAAAAAGUUCCAGAUUCCACAAGAGGUGCUGGUGAGAUUCAUGUAUUCUGUCAGCAAGGGUUACAGGAAGAUUACUUAUCACAACUGGCGGCAUGGCUUCAAUGUGGCACAGACCAUGUUCACACUUUUAAUGACUGGCAAACUGAACCGUUACUACACAGACCUUGAAGCCCUUGCUAUGGUAACUGCAGCUUUGUGUCAUGAUAUUGAUCACAGGGGCACCAACAACCUUUAUCAGAUGAAAUCUCAACAUCCGUUAGCAAAACUUCAUGGUUCAUCAGUUUUAGAGAGACACCACUUGGAAUUUGGAAAGUUCUUGCUUUCAGAAGAGUCCCUGAACAUCUACCAGAAUCUCAGCAGGCGACAGUUUGAGCAUGUGAAUCAUUUGAUGGAAAUUGCUAUCAUAGCAACUGACUUAGCACUUUACUUCAAAAAGAGAACUAUGUUUCAGAAGAUUGUUGAUGAGUCCAAGACGUAUGACAACGUAAAUGCCUGGACUGAAUAUUUGUCCCUGGAGACCACAAGAAAAGAGAUUGUCAUGGCCAUGAUGAUGACUGCCUGUGACUUAUCUGCGAUCGCUAAACCCUGGGAAGUGCAGAGUAAGGUAGCUCUCCUAGUAGCAGCUGAAUUCUGGGAACAGGGAGACUUGGAAAUAAGUGUACUUCAGCAGCAGCCUAUCCCUAUGAUGGACAGGAAAAAAGCUGCUGAGCUUCCAAAGCUUCAAGUCGGUUUCAUUGACUUUGUGUGCACAUUUGUUUAUAAGGAAUUUUCACGUUUCCAUGAGGAAAUUCAGCCGAUGUAUGAGAGAUUGCUGAACAACAGAAAGGAAUGGAAGGCUCUUGGUGAUGAGUAUGAUGCAAAAAUGAAAGUGCUGGAAGAAGAGAAGAAAAAAGAGGAGGAAAAAAUGGCUGCAAAGCAAGCUGCUAUGGUGGCAACUUGCAAUGGAAGAACUCCCCCAUCUAGAACCUGUUGUAUCAUUUAAAUCUACUUCUGCUGGCGUAUGAACUAUGCACCCUGGGAAAGGUCUUGUAAGAGAAAAAAGUUCCAGUGUUCAAAUAUAAAUUCUUGAUUUAACCCUUUAAUUACCUAAACUGGGCUCAUCAUCUAGCCAUGGAAGGGCCUAGUUUUGUUUACAUGACUCAUGUGAGCACCCUUACUGAGGACAGUGAGCCAAAUUCUGCCUCUUUCUCACUCCAUACGAUGCCACUGAAGUCACUGGGUUGUACUGUUUAAGACAGGGCAAAAUUUGGUCCCAUGAAUCUACUUGCAUGACUAAUAGCUGUAGCAUAUGUCCUGAAGUCUGAAUUCCCCCUUCCCUACUCCAAACCCCCAUGCAUAUUUACAGGGCCAGAUGGAUGGUGAAUGAACUUUGUGCCCAAUUAAACUGUGAUUUACCUAGCGUGCAGCCAGAGGUUACACGGUGGGUAAAUUGAGGCAGAAUUAACUCCUUGAAUGUAUCUUGCAGGAACACAUAGACAAGCCAGCAAGAUGUAAAAAGGUCAGGUCCAUUCAUCUCAUAGGGAGAAAGAUCCCCUUUAUCCAAAUAUUUAUGCUGAGAUUCUGCUCUCAGUUACGCCAGUACAGCUGUGGAGUUAUUCCACAGAAGUCACACUGAUGCCCCUAGAGCGGAGUUCAGAAUGUGGGCUUUCAUCUAGAACAGUGAAUCAGAGCACAAGAGUAUGUUAACAAUAGAACUGUUAAAUCAUCUGUCCUUCUCACACAUCCGUAAACUUUAUCUUUUGAAGGAAUUGAGCCAAAGUCAGAUCUGAUCUAUACAACUGCAACUCCAAUGAAGCUAAAGAAACACCCAUGAGGACAAGAAUAAUUCCAUAGCAGGGUCUGAACAGUAUGCAGUCAAUGCUACAUGGGGCCACACAGCAUGAUGAGGAUAAAACAAAAUAUUGAAAAGCUGCUCAUUCUCUGAGCAUGAUCAGUUUUGUGCAUGGAAUGAGGCAGGGAUCCUAGGGAAAACAUAGCAUGUGAUCAUGUAAUUAGAGUGUGGGUCAAUGCAUAGGCACAAGGGCGCUAAAUUAAAGUUGCAAAAGCAGCCUUAAUUCCAGCAUUCCUUGAGUGUUUGACUUUACAACAUUCAUAUUAUUUUAAUAUAAUUUGUUGAUAAUGUAACUUGCUUGACCAAAAAGUAGGCCUAUUUUGAUCAAAAUUAUGGAAAACAAGAAUAUGAUCAAGCUUGGAGUAGGUGCUACAAUGGGUUUUGGAAUAUCCUCCAUUGUUGUUUGCAGGGUUGAUAUUAGAGACACAAGGUAGUGAGAUAAUAUCUAGAAGUUGAUCCAAUAAAAUAUAUUACCUUACCCACCUUGUUUCUUUGGGACACCACUGCAUUUCCCAACACCUCUGAAAUGCUAAGAGCUGAAUUAGAGAAACAAAUUCCAACAUGUGGCUUCAGGUUGGUCUGUGCACCUACACUUACAAGAACCCAGCAAAGGAAAUGAUAGGGGAAGGAUGUAAGGAGAUAUCCUGCUCUCCUCUUCUUCAAGGUCACUCCCCCCAACCCCCUUUUGCACACGUCACUGUUUUAUGAGAGAUUUACUAUAGUUAAGACAUAUUCUAUUAGCUUUUGUAAAAACAAACAAAGAACCUUGAUACUCUUGUCAUCUCCUGUGCUUUUACACUUGUGACUCACUUACAUCUGUAGCUACUCCUAACUGAAGAGAGAGGAGAAUUGGGUCCACAACAAUCUCUGAUUCUCACUGAAUGUCAGUAAUGCCUGAUUCACAACAAUGAGGGAAGAGACUGGCUGUUCUCAAUUU